This is a messenger RNA of Fusarium coffeatum, 1263 nucleotides long. RefSeq lists its product as uncharacterized. NCBI's taxonomy places the organism in Eukaryota, Fungi, Ascomycota, Sordariomycetes, Hypocreales, Nectriaceae. The record is from RefSeq and is a predicted model, not a curated record. The transcript has 3 exons. The coding region runs from base 1 to 1263 and encodes 420 amino acids.
AUGUCCUCCUUUCCCUUCACCAUUCAAGAACACACAAUCGAGGCUUCACAUAUACGCGAAUACGCCCGCGCAACAUCACACUCUCAAGAUGAGAAGCUCUACCUUCACAUAAAGCAAUAUACACCCAAGGACAACACCAAUCCUCGAAAAGGCGAUGUAACCAUCAUAGGCGGACAUGCCAAUGGCUUUCCCAAGGAACUCUAUGAACCUCUAUGGGAAGAGUUCUACCAUGAAUCCAAGCGGCGAAACAUCCGCAUUCGAGAUAUUUGGAUAGCUGAUACAGCAUGGCAAGGCCAAAGUGGUCUCAUCAACCAAGAUGCCCUUGGUAAUGAUCCAAGCUGGCUAGACUAUGCCCGCGAUAUCCUUCACAUGAUAAACACAUUCCGUCCACCACCACCGAUAAUGGCAAUGGGUCACUCGUUUGGUGCAAACGCUCUCACAAACGUCGCGCUCCUUCACCCUCGCGUCUUCACAUCUCUUGUACUUCUCGACCCAGUCAUCUCUCAUUUUGCUUCUACGCCUGGCGCCUCAAGCGCAGGCCCUGCGGCAGCAAGUAUGUACCGUCGCGAAGUCUGGCCUUCUCGCGCCGAAGCGGCAGCAUCUUUCGGUCGCAGCGCCUUCUACAAGGCUUGGGAUCCCCGCGUGCUACAGCGUUGGAUAGAGUACGGUAUCAGUAAUGUGCCAGGCGAAGAAAGUGUAACCUUAACCACGACGAAGCAUCAGGAGAUUUUCACUUUCUUGCGCCCCAGCUGGCAAGCCUACGACGCCCAAGGCAAAGACGUCGUCCAUCCCGAACAUGCGCCUGAUCUCGAUACAAGUCUCAAUCGGCGCUGGUCAACGUAUCCCGUCUACCGUCCCGAGGGUCCCAACACUGUCGCUCGCCUCCCUAAUGUUCGACCCAGUGUUCUAUAUGUCUUUGGUGGAAAGAGUAACGUUUCUCCGCCAGAACUGCAGGAUGAAAAGAUGGCUCUUACAGGAACUGGGGUCGGUGGUAGCGGUGGUGAGGCACAGGGUCGUGUCAAGAAAGUCGUCGGCGAGAACAAUGGCCACUUAGUCCCUAUGGAAGAUCCUCGCAUGUGUGCCACCGCUGCAGCUGAUUGGAUCAAGCUUGAGCUUGAGCGUUGGUGGGCAGAUGAGCGUCAGUUUGAGGAAUGGGCGGCCAAGUCCAAGGAGGAUAAGACGACCGUCUCAGACGAUUUUCAAAAGCACAUAGGCAAGCCUGCACCCCGCCCCAACAAGGGCGCCGCAAAGGCCAAAAUAUAG